AUGGCGAGGGCGGGGAAAUAUGCGGCGAAUAAAAGCCUCGAGACUCUCCUAGACAUGGACAAAACUGCCGCAGCUGGAAAGAAUAUCGGCGUGCCACCUGUGCCGGCGAGGAAGAUGAUUCCCGGUCAGGGGUUUGAGUUCAGUAACUUGUCCUACAGUGUCACCAAGAAGCAAAAGAAAGAUGGUGAAUGGGUGAAGAAAGAUGUUUAUCUUCUGAAUGAUAUAUCGGGCCAGGCCGUGAGGGGCGAAAUCAUGGCCAUCAUGGGGCCUAGUGGUGCUGGGAAAUCCACGUUUCUCGAUGCCCUUGCUGGUCGGAUUGCUCGUGGGAGUCUCGAAGGGUCUGUUCGAAUCAAUGGAAAGCCGGUGACUACGAGCUACAUGAAAAUGAUUUCGUCAUAUGUAAUGCAAGAUGACCAGUUGUUCUCCAUGUUGACGGUUCAAGAAACCUUCAUGUUUGCAGCAGAAGUAAGGCUGCCUCCCUCAAUUUCCAUGGAGGAAAAGAAAAAUCGAGUCGAUGAGUUGCUUAAACAGCUCGGCUUAGAGACUGCGGCACAUACGUAUAUUGGGGAUGAAGGAAGGAGAGGGGUUUCCGGAGGAGAGAGGCGAAGGGUGUCAAUCGGCAUUGACAUCAUUCAUAAGCCAUCUCUGUUGUUCCUUGAUGAACCGACGUCGGGUCUCGACUCGACGAGCGCUUACAGUGUGGUGGAGAAGGUGAAGGACAUAGCUCGUGGUGGUAGCAUCGUCCUCAUGACCAUUCAUCAACCUUCCUACAGAAUUCAGUUGCUCUUGGACCGUAUAACAGUCUUAGCAAGGGGUAGACUAAUAUAUACGGGAAGCCCGAGCACUCUGCCGGCUCACCUUUCUGGGUUCGGAAGGCCGGUUCCCGAUGGCGAGAACAGCCUUGAAUAUCUCCUUGAUGUUAUCAAGGAGUACGAUGAAUCGACUGUAGGACUCGACCCUCUUGUGUUAUACCAACGUGAUGGUAUCAAGCCUGAUCAAGCUGCGAGGACUCCGGUUCCGAGAACUCCGAGAAUACCAAAGAACUCUUUCGUGAAAACACCUGUUUCGAGGCAUGCUAUUAGCCUUCAUAGCCAUGCUUUCUCUACUGCCAAUGGAGCUUCUCGAUCAGAAUCGGGCCGAUUUGAUUACAACGAUGAAGACGAAGAUGACGAUGAAGACUUCGACUACUCUCUGGAGCGUAAAUCGUCCCGGUUCCCGGCCCAGACUCCAUUGAGUAUGCAGAGUAGUGCAUAUCAGCCACGCUUGGCCUCUCAGUUCUACAAAGAUUUCUCUGUCUGGGUGUACCGCGGUGUCACCGGAACACCUCGCCGUGCACCAUCCUGGACUCCAGCUCAAACUCCCGGUCAAACGCCUAGUUCUGGUGCAAGGAGUUUUCUUUCAGGCCGACAUCAAAUGGCUCAACAAAAUCGAACACCUCCUUCUCACCACAAGACCCCGGUUGUUUUUAGCCCAUCGAUAGACCAGUAUGCACCUUCAUACGAGUUCGACAUGGAAGAAGUGCUGGAUGAGCCAGAUCAUGGACCCAAGUUCGCCAACCCAUGGCUCAGAGAGGUUGCAAUCCUGUCGUGGCGCACCCUUCUCAUCGUGGCCCGAACCCCGGAACUUUUCCUUUCACGAGAGAUAGUAUUGACAAUCAUGGCAAUCAUCUUAUCCUCACUCUUCCGAAACUUGAGCCACUAUGAUUUCAAAACAAUCAACAGGCUUCUCAAUUUCUACAUCUUCGCAAUAUGCUUGGUGUUCUUCUCCUCCAACGACGCCGUCCCGACGUUCAUACAAGAAAGGUUCAUCUUCAUCAGAGAAACCUCCCACAACGCGUAUCGAGCUUCAUCCUAUGUCAUAUCCUCCCUCAUCGUCUACCUCCCGUUUUUCGCCAUCCAAGGCUUUACAUUCGCUGCAAUCACCAACUGGCUUCACCUCAACAGCAGCCUCUUAAACUUCUGGCUUAUCCUUUACGCAUCUCUGAUAACAACCAACGCUUACGUGAUGCUCGUGAGCGCACUCGUCCCGAGUUACAUCACCGGCUACGCCGUCGUGAUCGCCACCACGGCUCUCUUCUUCCUCACAUGUGGAUUCUUCCUCAAAGGGAACAAGAUACCCAUCUAUUGGAGGUGGCUCCACUACAUAUCGGCAAUCAAAUACCCGUUCGAGGCCUUGCUGGUGAAUGAGUUCAAAGACCAGGAAAUCUGCUACACGGGAGACCCGGCCGAUCUUUCUCCGGGACCUUUAGGGCAGCUGACGAUCAGUGACUUCCAUAUCCAACACAAUGAUACCCUGCAAUGCACAAUGAUCGGAGAGGAUGUUAUAUCAUCCAUGGGAAUUAACUUGGAGAACCUUUGGUAUGAUAUUCUUAUCUUGCUUGCAUGGGGAGUUCUCUACCGCCUGUUUUUCUACGUGGUUCUCAGAUUUUACUCCAAAAACGAGAGAUAUUCUUUUGGGAUGCAGUUGUCUUUCUCAAACAAGGCACCUACCCUUCCUCAGUUCCUAUCUUUCAAAGCUGCUCAAGAAGAUAGGCCGAGGAAGGCUGCUUAUGAACCUCCGCCGUCGACCGGAUUUAUGGCUAUACAGACUGCCGAUUCGUAUGGCGCUGCGAGGAUAUUUCAAGUCUCCAGCCAGCCAAAUCAAACUAUUACAGUUCCUAUGAGCACUCCUCUUCUCCAGCCCCGUCUUGCUUCAAUCGGACAGAAUAUAGUUGGUCAAACUGUAAAGCUGCAACCUUUUGCGGGAGUUCCAAUCAAGGCUCCCCCUGUAUCUGUUGUUCCUCCAUCCAGUUCUGUUAUCGUUACUACUGAAAUUAGGACUGCUGCAAAAUCUUCCGCGGCACCAUCUCAAUUGACUAUCUUUUAUGCUGGAUCCGUGUGCGUUUACGAUGACGUGCCUCCUGAGAAGGCUCAAGCUAUUAUGUUAUUGGCUGGAAACGGUUCUUCCGCUGCUCAGAGUAAAACCGCUCCCAUGACUCAAGCGCUAACACAUGUUUCACGACCGUGUACCGCCGAUGCUUUUUCCGGAAAUAGUUCCCGCACCGUGUCGCCUUUCUCGGGUCCUCCGAGUCAUCUUUCUGUGACCUCUCAUGUCAAUUUAAACCCCGGUGGACGAUCAAGCAGCACCAAUGACCUAACAGCAGCCCCAAGAGCAGGUGUGUUAGCAUCUACUAGUAACCAACCUCAGCCUCCCAAAUCAGUUAAUUCAGUAGGAUCUGGUGUGACAACUCGAAUUCCCACAGUAGCAGUGCCACAAGCUCGAAAAGCUUCAUUAGCUCGGUUUUUAGAGAAGCGUAAAGAAAGAGCAUCAAACACCGCGCCGUACAGUAUCAGCCAGAAAUCUACUGGUUCCAGUCGUCUUGGGUCUGAUGGGAUAAGUUUUUCUUCUGCUGGUUCAAGUCCUAUGCAACCCAUCAAUUAA
Hibiscus syriacus is the source of this 3420-nucleotide messenger RNA. RefSeq names its product ABC transporter G family member STR-like. Gene Ontology annotation, cellular component: membrane. The record is from RefSeq and is a predicted model, not a curated record. Gene Ontology annotation, molecular function: ATP hydrolysis activity; ATP binding; ABC-type transporter activity. NCBI's taxonomy places the organism in Eukaryota, Viridiplantae, Streptophyta, Magnoliopsida, Malvales, Malvaceae.